Messenger RNA from Thunnus maccoyii (southern bluefin tuna), 1628 nucleotides. RefSeq names its product cilia- and flagella-associated protein 157-like. The record is from RefSeq and is a predicted model, not a curated record. Lineage: Eukaryota; Metazoa; Chordata; Actinopteri; Scombriformes; Scombridae. Gene Ontology annotation, molecular function: microtubule binding. The transcript is spliced from 10 exons. Gene Ontology annotation, cellular component: ciliary basal body; cilium. The coding region runs from base 139 to 1518 and encodes 459 amino acids.
CCUGAAGGCAGCAUCCCCUGGCAACAACGUAGUGUGGUUUCAGCUAAAUUGAUUUAUGACCUUUCUUAUUAAGAAAAGUAAGGAUAAACCAAACGAAGUCAACAAAAAUACUACAGGAAAGAGCAAAAAUCCGUCAUAAUGGAGGAUAUAAUCAGUUCUGAAGACAGAGAGAGGUCCUUAUAUUUAAAACAAAUUCAAUAUUUGGACGAGCAGCUGGAGAGAUGUCAGCUUAAAUGUGGCGAGCUGGAAAAGGAGAACAAGAAGUUCGUCUCUCAGUACAAAACGCUGGAGACUGACAAGAACGACAUCAUCGAGUACCUGAAACACUCUAAGGCUGCAACAGAGAAGGAGGUGGAAAAGCUGUCGGAGCAGCUGGAGAGUCAGCAGAAGGUGGCUGAACAGGACAGAGAGGCGCUGAAGAUGCAGCACAGCCAGCUGACGCAGGAGCUUCAGGACCAGAUGAGUGAAUUGAACUCACAGAGCGUGGUGCAGGCUUUAAAGUUUGAGGCAGAGAAGGAGCAGCUGAUGUCCGAUAUUGAGUCUCUGAAGGAGCAGCAGGUCAAUCAGAAGGAGGAGCAUGAAGCUGCCAUCAACAGCCUGAAGGAGGAUGCAGAGCUUGAAAGAGAAAACGUCAUGUACGAGGUUCAGGACGACAUGGAGAUCUCCCUCCAGGAAAGGAUUUCAGAUGCUCUUCAGAAGGAGAGGGCUCAGCAUGAAGAGAAGAUGGAGAGGCUGCAGUUCCUGCUGAGGGAGAACAUGGCCCUCUUGCAGGAGAAAGAUAGGCUGCAGUGCGCAGACAGUGACCUUCGCUCGAAGAUUGACAGAUUGAAGGAAACUCUCAGUCGGGUUCAACUGGAGAGCCUCAAUGACAAGACGGAGCUGGAGCAGCUGAUGCAGAAGUGUCAGCGGCUGAGCGCCGAGCUACACCACUACAAGACCACCUCAUCAGACCAGGAAACCCUCAUAAAGACUCUCAGGCAGGACCUGACCUCGGUGUCCGAGCAGUUCCGUCAAAAAACUCUCGAGGCAGAUCAGCUGGGGAAGAAGCUGAGGGAGGAGACGAUCAGGAAGAAGCAGCUGGAGACCGACAUUCAGGACUCGGUCGUUAUUCUCAGACAUAUCCUGGAGAAGUCUGAGUGGACGGCUGAGACUGAGCGGACGAUGCAGAGGCUGCUGGAGAUCUUGGAGAGUAGUGCCCUCGAGGGAAUAGGCUGCGCCCUCUAUAAAGUCACUGAGCCCGAACCACCGAGCCCAGAGACCCUGAAGUGGUUAAAAAGUCCCCAGUUCCUCAUGGCCAAAUACAGGCCGGGCGACCUCGGCCUCAUACCGCGGCCCAGGUGGAACAUCAAACCAACCGCCUCCAGGACGGAAGCCGCUCCGUCCGGGAGCAGCAACAAACCGCCUCUGAACAGGAAACUCUGCAGUCAGAAAACAUCCAGCUCUGACGUUCUGUCUGCUGCUCCAGCUGCUCAGCGGGAAGAUUCAGCCGCAGAAGCCUCCACCUCUGUAGACUGCUGAACCGAAUCCAGUGAUCGAUAAAGACAGGAGAGGCGGGGUCCUGGACGGACAGAGGAUAAUAAAAGACGCUGCAGGAGAGGACUGACAACACAGAAGGAACACGGGGGAAG